UCACCCAUUCUCUUUUCUCUCCCUGGGGUUAAUAGAAUUAAUUUUUCGACGUGCCAAUAUAUGAAUAUAUCUUUAUAUCUUUUCUUAAAACAUUAAUUAAUGUUAAACGAAUUAGCCUAAAUAUUACAAUGACUUUAUAUCAUUUUGGAAACUGUGUAGCACUAGUCUACGUGCCAUAUUAUAUGACCUAUAAAUACUCGGGCUUAUCGGAAUAUGGUGCAUUUUGGAAAUGCAUACAGGCUGGUGGUAUUUACGUGUUUACACAGUUAUGUAAAAUGUUGGUGCUAGCCACAUUCUUUGAUUCGGAUGCACUUGGUGGUGGUACAGGCGAUUUUAACUUCUUAGCGGAGUUUCUGCGUUGUAGUGUGGAUGUAGCUGAUCUUUUAGGCUUUGGUGUUAUACUCUCCCGUAUUCCGGGUAAAGGUCAUAGCAAAUUGAUUACCGCCGGCUUGGGAUGGGCAGCGGCUGAAGUUGUCUUAUCUCGUGGUAUUAUGCUUUGGGUCGGUGCAAGAGGCACCGAAUUUAGUUGGAUUUAUAUACAAAAAUGCUUGGAGUCGAAUGUUUUACUGAUUCAACACAUCACCACCGCAACUUUGGUCUGGUUGUUCACACGUCAUGAUUUGAAUAAAGCUUUCAAGCCUCUGGUUACACUAUUGUUGGUGGUGACAAUUUUCAAAGGUGUUUGGCUAGAUGGCCUUUUAAGCAUUUUGAGCUUUGGAAUAUGGUCAACAAUAGCAUUUAAAGCAUUUAUUUCUUCAUUGAUUGGUUUUAUUACUUUGCAUGUUUACACCGGUUUGGCUCAAAAAAUAGGAAUUUAAAGAGUAAUUUGCAAUAUCAAGUUUAUUUUUUUUAUCUUAUUUGUAAUUCAAUUGAAAUGUUAGAAGUAUAUAAAAGUAAUAAAAAGGGAAAGAGAAUAAAAGUAUUAAUUAGGUAUA
Molecule: messenger RNA, 935 nt
Organism: Stomoxys calcitrans (stable fly)
Lineage: Eukaryota; Metazoa; Arthropoda; Insecta; Diptera; Muscidae
Product: BOS complex subunit TMEM147
Exons: 4
Coding region: 129-818 (229 amino acids)
Source: RefSeq, a predicted model, not a curated record